Molecule: messenger RNA, 4898 nt
Organism: Anarrhichthys ocellatus (wolf-eel)
Lineage: Eukaryota; Metazoa; Chordata; Actinopteri; Perciformes; Anarhichadidae
Gene: gtf2ird1
Product: GTF2I repeat domain containing 1
Exons: 27
Coding region: 514-3534 (1006 amino acids)
Cellular component (GO): nucleus
Molecular function (GO): DNA-binding transcription factor activity
Source: RefSeq, a predicted model, not a curated record
UUCGCCGGACCGUUUUUAAUAUUCAUUCAAUGAGCGAUUAUAUAGUUUGCUCUCACGGAGCGUGUUGCUUUUUCCUGAUUUGUACAUGUAGAAAUGUACAGAUUAUAACCGUAAUUUCUCCGGACUGAGAGGUGGGAGAGAGAGGGAGAGAGAGAGAGAGGAGAUGAAAGGGAAAAAGUGCUAGCGCUAAACUAGCAAGCGAGCUAACGAGUGUAAGCUAGGCUAGUUUAGCUAGCCGUUGGGCUAGUUUAGUUAGCCGUUGGGCUAGUUUAUCUAGCGGUUGGACAAGUGUAGCCAGCCGUUGGGCUAGUUUAGCCAGCCGUUGGGCUAGUGUAUCUAGCGGUUGGACAAGUGUAGCCUGCCGUUGGGCUAGCUUAGUUAGCCGGUUGGCUAGUUUAGCCAGCCGUUGGGCUAGUUUAGCUAGCCGUUGGGCUAGUUCCAACGGUUAUUAUGAGACCGUUAGGCUAAAUCAGUCAGCGUUGAUUAACGUUAGGCGUUACGUGACGAGGAGGCAUGGCUCAGAUGAGGAAGCUGGCAUGCGACGGCGUCAGGACGAACUCCCGGGGGGGCGACCCGCAGGCCCAGCCGGUGUCGGCCCGACAGGAGAUCCUCACCAGCCUGGUGUCUGCCCUCGACUCGGUGUGCAUGGCCAUGUCCAAGCUCAACGCCGAGGUGGCGUGCGUCACCGUGCACGAGGACAGCGUGAUAGCCGUCGGCACAGAAAAGGGCCGAGUGUUCCUCAACUCCAGGAGGGAAAUCCAAACAGACUUCUACAAGUUUUGCCGGGGGCCGUGUCUGCAGAAUCUGACCACAGCUAAUGCCCAUACCAAAGACCAGGAAGCAGAGCUCAGCAAGCCGAGUAAAGAUGGUGAGCUCGGGAAAUCAAGAGCUCCAUCGGACGCUCAGUCCAACAUCUUUGUUCUGAGGAAGAUGGUGGAGGAAGUCUUCACUGUACUCUACAGUGAGGCUGUGGGGAAGAGCAGCCUGGUCCCUGUGCCUUAUGAGUGGAUCCAGAAGGACCCCGGCUGUGUGGCGGCCCACGGUUUGCCUGAAGGAGUCGCCCUGAAGAAGCCCUCCGAGUACGACACCAAGACGCUGAUGAAGAUCCUGGAGCAGAGCCACCGCAUCCAGUUCACCGCAAAGAGGCCAGCAGAGGAUCUGCCCCGAGAAGCCAAGCCCUGCACUGAUGUCAAUCACAACUCUUCCACCGCCGCCAUGACACCCAGCAGCCAUGCUGCAGGGAAGACCGCCGCCCAGGUCGUCACGUCGCCAAGUCCCGCCUCUUCCAGCAACUCGGUCCUGUCAAACUUUCUGUACGGCAUGCCCAUGUCCUCCAAACCUCACCCAGAUGGCAAGCUGGAUUUCAAGCCCAUGUCCCUCCUCAACCUGGGCAAGGACAGACUGGCCAACUGGACCGACAAGAUGAGCACGUCUGUCAAGGACUGUGCCACCAAUGAUGAGACAACAAAGCCACCUGGUGAGCAGGGUCAGGGCCCUCCUGGCAUCCACAUCUCUAAGAGGCUACUCUUCUCCAUAGUGCAUGAAAAAUCAGAGAAAUGGGACUCUUUCAUUCGGGAAACUGAAGACAUCAACACGUUGAGAGAAUGUGUCCAGAUCUUGUUCAACAGCAGAUACGCCGAGGCCCUGGGUCUAGAUCACAUGGUGCCUGUCCCCUACCGCAAAAUCGCCUGCGACCCGGGAGCCGUAGAGAUCAUCGGCAUCCCGGACCAGAUCCCCUUCAAGAGACCCUGCACCUACGGAGUUCCCAAGCUCAAGCGCAUCCUGGACGAGCGGCACGGGAUCCGCUUCAUCGUCAGACGAAUGUUUGAUGAAAGGAUUUUCACUGCCGCUGGCAAGAUCGUGAGGGAGGACGGCAAGCACGACCUGGGCGCCAUGCCCGAAGACGGCUUCCUCGACAAUCUCAGCAUCCCGCCCACCGCAGCCGAGCCGGUCAGCAAUCCUCACAGCAGCAGAUCAGCAAGUGCAUGCGUGAGUCCCUUGGCUGACUGUGAAGCAGGUCCUUCGGGAGAUUGCAUUCCUUUGAAAAGGAUUAAAACGGAGCCUCCGGAUGGGGACAUCAUUCAAGUCACCGUGCCAGAGGCUGGUACAGGAGGGGAGGAGCCCGGCGAGUCGGUGGCCGAGCCGGUCGCAGCUGCAGCGUGUCCACCCACGGCCUCGCCCGCUGCUCCCGCUGCUCCUUCUGCUCCUUCUGCUCCUUCUGCUCCCAUUCACCAAAUGGAGAACCACGCAGCUGAAGCUCUGUCGCCCAGCGCUGCGUCUCAGAGCGUCAGAAGAUCCUCUGAAGCAGGGAGUCUGGUGGAGGACAUUGGUGAAAUGAUUCUUCAGCUGCGGAGACAAGUGGAGAGCCUCUUCAGCAUUAAGUACGCCGACGCUCUGGGUCUGCCUGAACCGGCCACGGUGCCCUACUCCAAGUUCCAGAUGUACCCGGAGGACCUGUACGUCAGCGGGCUGCCGGAGGGGAUCUCCAUCCGACGGCCCAACUGCUUCGGAGCGGCCAAGCUGCGCAAGAUCCUAGCUGCUAGCGGUCAGAUCCAGUUCGUCAUCAAGAGGCCGGAGCUGCUAACAGAGCAAGUCAAACAAGAGAUGCCUUCCAUGCCCAUCUGUGAUCCAGAGCUGGACGCCAAUGAUUCAAGUCCAGAAACAGAGGACACUGCAGCUCUAUCUAAGAGACCUGGUUUCUCAGAGUGCCUGGAGUCCAAGCUGUCCAGGAUCGACCUGGCCAACACGCUGCGCGAGCAGGUCCAGGAUCUGUUCAACAGGAAGUAUGGGGAGGCAUUGGGCAUCAAGUACCCCGUCCAAGUGCCUUACAAGAGGAUCAAGAACAACCCGGACUCGGUCAUCAUCGAGGGCCUCCCACCCGGCAUCCCCUUCAGGAAGCCCUGCACCUUCGGCUCCCAGAACCUGGAGAGGAUCCUGGCGGUCGCCGACAAAAUCAACUUCACCAUCACCAGACCUUUUCAAGGACUCAUUCCUAAACCAGCACCUCGACGCGUCACUUUACUAAAGAAGGCCUACGCCUCAAUCAGCGAUGAUGACGACAUUAACCGCAUGGGGGAGAAAGUCGUCCUCCGAGAGCAAGUCAGGGAGCUGUUCAACAAGAAAUACGGUGAGGCUCUGGGCUUAGACCGCUCCGUCGUGGUCCCGUACAAGCUGAUCCGUGGCAGUCCGGAGUCUGUAGAAGUCGACGGGCUUCCGGACGACGUCCCCUUCCGAAACCCCAACACCUACGACAUCGUGUGCCUGGAGAAAAUCCUUCAAGCCGCAGACAAAGUAACAUUCAGCAUCAAGAGCCAGCUGCAACCCUUUGCAGAGAUCUGUAGCCAGGCUUGUAACACAGUAGCAACAGACGCCUCCACCAAUCGACGAAAGCGCAAGAGAGUCCAGGAGAGCAGCCGAGGACCCGCCUCCUCCGACCUGAUGUCAACCAAUCAGAUUCCAGUGAUGCAGUGGCCCAUGUACAUGGUGGACUACAGCGGGGUGAACGUGCAGGUUCCGGGGAAAGUCAACUACUGAAGGACGGACCCGGACUCCUCACGCCUCCUCCUCACUCACACUUUGUCAGAGACUAAACAAACGGAGCACAGAGAGCUGAGUGUCGGAGGAGGAUCAGCAGAAUGUAUGUGGAUCAAAAUGUUUUCUGUCGGCGGGACGCAGCCGUCGCUUCUCCUUCUGAAGCGGAACACGACGGUAACAUUGUUUCUUUCUUUCUGCAAAGAUGAAAACGUUACAAACGUUUUUAUCCAUCCACUGAGUCACGUCGCUGUAUCCGGCAUUUAGUUGCAAUGUAUUACUGACACACACACACACACACACACACACACACACACACAAAAUGAAAUGUCUUUGAUAACAAUCUGGUUCCAUAAUAUUCAGAUAUUUGUACUUUUUAUUUAUUAUAUUUAUUGAAAUAUAACAUUAUGUGCAGGGAUGUAAAAUACAUGGUUCUGUUCUUCAGCUCACGACACUAACACGGGCGCUACUCGUGGAAACUGCUGGAAUCAGAUUAAACAGCAGCUCAUGAAGUGUCUUAACUAAAGGAAAUCAAAAGAAAUGAAAGGAGACGAAGCGGACGUCACAACACGAGAGCUUCAGUACGCGUUCAGUACGCGAGAGCUUCAGUACGCGUUCAGUACGCGAGAGCUUCAGUACGCGUUCAGUACGCGAGAGCUUCAGUGAACGAGAGCUUCAGUAUGCGAGAGCUUCAGUAUGCGAGAGCUUCAGUACGUACGCGUUCAGUACGCAUUCAGUACGCGACAGCUUCAGUACGUGUUCAGUACGCGUUCAGUACGCGUUCAGUACACGAGAGCUUCAGUACGCGUUCAGUACGCGUUCAGUACACGAGAGCUUCAGUACGCGUUCAGUACGCGUUUAGUACACGAGAGCUUCAGUACGCGUUCAGUACGCGUUCAGUACACGAGAGCUUCAGUACGCGUUCAGUACGCGUUCAGUACGCGUUCAGUACGCGUUCAGUACGAGAGAGCUUCAGUACGCCUUCAGUACGCGUUCAGUAUGCGAGAGCUUCAGUACGCGUUCAGUACGCGUUCAGUACGAGAGAGCUUUAGUACGCGUUCAGUAUGAGAGAGCUUCAGUACGCGUUCAGUACGAGAGAGCUUCAGUACGCGUUCAGUACGCGUUCAGUACGCGUUCAGUAUGCGAGAGCUUCAGUACGCGUUCAGUACGCGUUCAGUAUGCGAGAGCUUCAGUACACGGCCUUCUCACGUUAGCGCCACAUUAACAUGUAAGAUAUGUCAUUUAAAAGUCAGCCUGAAUGUAUCAUGUAAAGGAAAGAAUGGUAUGUUAUUACUGCGAUGACCAUAUUUAAUAAUGCUGUACCUUAACGCCAAUUAGGCCUUUGAAAUAAAAUGUGUUGCCUUGCA